GAUUUGAUACUGGAGCUGAUAAUGGCAUGGCCUGAACUUGAGCGGCUGAGUUUGCGCUCCUCUCCAUGGAACACGGGGGCUCUCACGCUUAGCAGCCUACUUCUGCUGUUGAAGCAUAGUCCCGGGCUGAGAGAAAUAGAGAUUUUCUUUGACGCGACGUCUGUGCCUUCUACGGAUGAAUUUGGUGGUGAUUGGCCUUGCAAUAAAAACAUCAAGGAGAUCUAUCUGUCGGAUUCGAGUAUAGCGGACCCUUGUUCUGUGGUUGCCUUUCUAUGUGCUGUUCUACCCAAUCUAACUGGCAUACACUGCAACGACUUGGAUGUGAAGGACGUAGUGUCAGAAUGUUUUGAAAAACAAAGGAAGAGUGUGGGUGUAUGAUACAGGCCUUGAUACAGCGAAGGGAAAUUGGAAGGAAUCGAUGUCGGGGAAAUUGGAUGAUGAGACACUACAAGUGUUUUUCUUGUUGCGGGUUAGAUGAUUAAAUGUAUAUUAUAGU
This is a messenger RNA of Serpula lacrymans var. lacrymans S7.9, 496 nucleotides long. RefSeq lists its product as uncharacterized. The coding region runs from base 22 to 378 and encodes 118 amino acids. The record is from RefSeq and is a predicted model, not a curated record. The transcript has a single exon. Lineage: Eukaryota; Fungi; Basidiomycota; Agaricomycetes; Boletales; Serpulaceae.